AAGUGUCAUGAUUAACCUUGACUGAUUAGAAUUGUUAAUUUUUUAUCCUUAAAUUACCAACAAUUAUCUAAUUGUAAAAGAGACACAACCAAACAAGUAAAUACGUCAAAAGAAAAUAAAAUCAAAAAUAAAACCAGUAAUCAUUAUCUUCGCAAUUAAUAGUUAAUUGUAGAAGAUGGAAAUAUAAUUUUCCCCUAAAAAGUUAUGUUAAUUUAGUCUCUCUAACAAACUAACAAUUAACUGUGAUUGAUUGUAACAAAAUAAUCAAUCAACAACAGAAAAUUUUCUCAUCAACUUUGAUUGUAAUCAAAAUGAAUCUCAACAAUUAUGUUCAAUAUUUGAUCAACUUGAUUGAUCAAAAUGACCAUCUUUCUUGUAAUUUUGAUUCUAUUGAUUGUUCACCUUUCUCAACAAUUUAAUUGUUACAUUUAAAAGGAAAGAAAGAGAAAAAGGUAAGAGAAUUAAAAUUAAUUAAAUUGCUAAAAGAAGAGAAUCAACAAAAUCAACUUAAUUCAAGUUGUUUCCAACAAUCAACCUGAGAAGUAAAUUGUUGUUAUUAACUUUCCUCCUCCCUGAAUUGUGCUCAUUUUCAUGAGCUGUUGGAUACCCGAUAAUGAACCAGCUACCAACAUGUUCACCUACUUUUAUUAUCCAUCUACUUGUAGUUAAUUUAAAUCACAAUUUAGAAUCGUCAUCAACAAUCAAGCUCAAACCAUCACAAGCGAUUGGAGCAUUGAUUCAACUGUAACCACUUUCGAUCCUUUCUUGAUUGUGUUCAUUUUGUUUUCAUUUUGUGUCAACAAUUAUCUUAAUCAUCUUAACAACAAUCACAGUAUUAAUUAAUUCCUCUUCCAAUGGACUAUUCCUGGUAUCGACACGCAAUCAAAUUAAACUGUUAACAAUCAAAAAGUAACACAAAAAAAAAGUUUCUUCACUUAGUGUAAAUAUUAUUUUCUUAUAUUUUGACAACAUUGGAUUUUAAUAACACGCAACAAUUUAGUUGACGUUUUUUUAAUUGUUCACAAUCAUGGAUUCAUGGAAAGAAGCUGCAUCAUUGAUUAUCAUCGUUGACGAUAAAUCAUCAUCCUCAUCAUCAUUAUCUUCAUCAUCUCAGUCGUUUAGUAUUCUGAUGACCAAGAGAAGUGCAAAAUCAUCAUUUCUUGCCUCUGCCUUUGUCUUUCCUGGUGGUCAUCUUGAAUCAUCUGAUUUCUCACCAAAAUGGUGGACAGUCUUUAAUCAAGCAGGCUUUAAUCACUCUAAAGUUAAUCUAGUUACCAAUCGGAUUAAUGGAUUACGAUCACCAAUAAUCAGCGAGUGUCAAACUCAAUCAGCUGCUCGGGAACAAUUAACUUCAUCAACAGAAUCCAAUCUACUACCAGCGGACAUUGGUCUUCGUAUUUGUGCCAUUCGUGAGACUUUUGAGGAAACCGGAGUUCUAAUUGCUUCAAAUUCAACUGAAUCAAUUAAUUUAGACAGUGAAUUACUUGAGAAAUGGAGACCUAAAGUUAGAGAAUCGUCUGAAAAUUUUAUUCAAUUUUGUUACGAGAUGAAAAUCGCUCCAAAUAUUUGGGAUCUUUAUGAAUGGUGGAAUUGGUUAACUCCAAACGCCUUAGGGCAUCGUAGGUUUGAUACAAUGUUUUACAUUUAUUGUACUACAAUUAGACCAAAAGCAAAUUCUGACCAAAAAGAAGUUUCAGAUAUUGAGUGGUACACACCAAAUGAACUUCUUGAAUUACAUAUGCAAAAAAAGGCUUUUCUGGCUCCACCUCAGGUCUAUGAGCUCUCUCGUCUGAGUAACUUCACUGAUUAUCAAGAACUCAUGAAGUUUUCAUCUGAUCGUGAACCAAAUGGAGUCGAACGUUGGAUUCCCUUAAUGAAUGGAUAUCAAGACGGCUCGACUUUGUUUCUUCCUGGUGAUGAUAUGUACGAAACAAUCAAAACAAAAUCAAAUGACAAUCAAAGUAUCAGAUCGAUGCCAACCCUUGAACAAGCUCGAAGCUCUGUAACUAAUUUGAAUCGUAUUGAAUUUCGAGUUCCCAUUUUUCAAGCUUUUUGUAAUAUUAAACUUAAUUGUGGCCAAAUUUCACCAUUAACUUUUUCAUCAAACAUUUUAAAAUCAUCACUUUAACCACAAUUUGCUGGGACAAUUAACUUUCUGUCAAAUAACCAUUAACAUUUAUUACUACAAAUCUAUCAUAUCAAACUCAAUACAUUAAAUAAGAUUUCAUAUCCUUCAC
Messenger RNA from Panonychus citri (citrus red mite), 2237 nucleotides. Its product is annotated as acyl-coenzyme A diphosphatase NUDT19-like. The coding region runs from base 1028 to 2128 and encodes 366 amino acids. Gene Ontology annotation, cellular component: mitochondrion. Gene Ontology annotation, molecular function: hydrolase activity, acting on acid anhydrides, in phosphorus-containing anhydrides. The record is from RefSeq and is a predicted model, not a curated record. NCBI's taxonomy places the organism in Eukaryota, Metazoa, Arthropoda, Arachnida, Trombidiformes, Tetranychidae. The transcript has 3 exons.